AUGCCCGCGACACUCUCCUUCGUCACUCUCGACGUCUUCACCGCCACACGCUACACCGGCAACCCUCUCGCCAUCAUCCGAGUCCCCUCGUCCACGACACUGAGCCAAUCCCAGAAACAGCGAAUCGCUCGCGAAUUCAACCUCUCCGAGUCCGUUUUCUUGCACGAGCAAACCGAGUCCGACAAGUCAAACGAGUCCGUGCGCAUCGACAUCUUCACCGCGCAAGCCGAGGUCCCCUUCGCGGGUCACCCUACAGUCGGCACCGCGAACUACCUGCUCCGCAUCCUACCAAAGGACGGUCCUCUCCGCGGCAUCGAAGCGCUUCAGGCCAAAGCGGGCCGGUUUGGAAUCACGCUCGACGACAGCGUCGCCGGAGCACGCAUCUCCGUGGCCCACAACGUCCAUGUCCACUCUUCCCUUGGACUUGAGCAGCGGCUGCUCACAGGGCAGCCUCGUUACGUAGCUUACUCUGUCAUAAGCAUCGUCAAGGGCAUGAACUUUAUUCUCGUCCAGCUUGCCGACCUGGAUGCUCUGAAGAACCAGACCGGAAAUCUAGUCGGGUCGGAGAGUACCUAUACAGCUCACACCGCCCUCGACGAGGGAUGGAGGACUGGGCUCCUGUGUACUUAUUUCUACGUCGACCUCGGCCAUGGUCCUUCUUCUUCUCCUUCUGAUUCCGAUUCUGGUUCCGAACCGACAACACGCCAUCUCCGAACUCGCAUGUUCGGAUCCCGCGAGGACCCAGCCACCGGCAGCGCAGCCAGCGCCCUUGCAAGCUACCUCUCUCUCCAGACCGGCACGGCAGGCCGAUACAAGUACCACAUCACGCAGGGUGUCGAAAUGGGCCAGCGGGGUGAAAUUUCCGUCGAGGUGUCGACCACCACUGCCGCCGCCGCCACCGAAGGCGUCGUGGAGAUAAGCGAGGUCUUGCUUGGUGGGAGCGCAGUUUUGAACAUGCAAGGGACCCUUGAGGUUCCUGACAGUGACGAACUCUGA
Molecule: messenger RNA, 996 nt
Organism: Exophiala spinifera
Lineage: Eukaryota; Fungi; Ascomycota; Eurotiomycetes; Chaetothyriales; Herpotrichiellaceae
Exons: 2
Coding region: 1-996 (331 amino acids)
Biological process (GO): biosynthetic process
Cellular component (GO): cytoplasm
Molecular function (GO): isomerase activity
Source: RefSeq, a predicted model, not a curated record